This is a messenger RNA of Lucilia sericata (common green bottle fly), 3697 nucleotides long. It is a transcript of the gene rin, whose product is annotated as ras GTPase-activating protein-binding protein 2. The transcript is spliced from 4 exons. NCBI's taxonomy places the organism in Eukaryota, Metazoa, Arthropoda, Insecta, Diptera, Calliphoridae. The record is from RefSeq and is a predicted model, not a curated record. Gene Ontology annotation, molecular function: mRNA binding. Bases 964 to 3426 code for a protein of 820 amino acids. Gene Ontology annotation, cellular component: ribonucleoprotein complex; cytosol.
AACAGUUGGAAAAGAACAAAAAGAGGUUCACACUUGUUCAAUUUCAAUGCUAUAAACUGCAAUUAUUUUUUCGCAUAUACCGAUUUAACAAAAAAAAAACACUGCACUGAAGUAACUUCAUAAAAUUGUAGAAAAAAUACAAAAGAACAACAAAAAAUAACUGUGAUUUCAAGAAAAAUAUUUUGUGUUGAUUAAAAAAACGCAAUUUUUUUAAAAGAAGAAAAACUAAAACAAACAUUAAUAUUAUAAUUUUUUUUUGCCAUACACAACUACAAAGAAAGAAACAGAAGAAAAACGCAACUUUUGCAAAUAUUUUUAGAAGAAGAAGAAAGAAGAAGAAAAAACAGCAGACGACGAAUUCAUACGACAAAAGGCGACGACAGACAACACAAGCAACUACCACACAUAGCACGAGACGCAGAGAAGUGAAGGGGAAUAAAAUAUAUAAAGAAGUAACGCCAAAAAUAUUAAAAGUAUAAUUAUUUUAAACAAAAUUAAAUUAAAAUUCGUUUGAAGUAGUUAACGAAAAUAAUAGAAAAAUAGUUUAAAAAUUUAUUACAAAGAAGAAAUUGUGGUAAUUUACAUUAAGUGUGCUGAAGAAGUAAGAAGAGGAGUAGUAGUAUAAAGGAGAACCUGCAGAAUUAAAUAAAUCCUUUAAAAGUCUACAGAGAAAAAUAUAAAAUUAGCCACAGCCUUAGUGUUUUUUCCACAAAUAUUCAUCUAAAAGCAAUAAUAUCCAGUGCUUUAUUAACAAAAACGCUUCUUAGCCAAACACAUUAGGUUACGGUUUACAAUAGAAUAUAUUCUAUUCUCGAACAAAACAAAGAAAAUAAAAACUUACUUGCAUAUUCUACAUUUAAAUUUUCAUACUACAGCGAGACAAAAGAGUAAACAUCCCAACUGGCUCCGUACAAUCAAAACGUCAACACGAAAUCUCUAGAUAACGAGCAAGUAGAAAACGAAAUGGUAAUGGAUGCAACUCAACCCCAACAACCAUCGCCACAGUCGGUUGGACGUGAAUUUGUCCGCCAAUACUAUACAUUACUGAAUAAGGCACCCAAUCACUUGCAUCGUUUCUACAAUAAUAACUCAUCGUUCAUACAUGGUGAAUCGACCCUUGUCGUGGGCCAAAAGAAUAUUCACAAUCGUAUUCAACAAUUGAACUUCCACGAUUGUCAUGCAAAAAUCAGUCAAGUUGACGCCCAGGCAACAUUGGGCAAUGGCGUUGUCGUUCAAGUCACCGGAGAGUUGUCAAAUGACGGCCAACCUAUGCGCCGUUUUACUCAAACCUUUGUGUUGGCUGCGCAGUCGCCAAAGAAGUACUACGUGCAUAACGAUAUCUUCCGUUAUCAAGAUUUGUACUCGGAUGAGGAAGUUGACGGUGAGCCACGCUCUGAGAAUGACGAGGAUCAUGAACAACAACAGGUGCCACAACCAUUACUAGGUGGUGGUCAUGCAGUAGUAGCUUCGCCAGCCACUGCUGUUGUACAGGCCAAUGAACAGCAAGCUCCUGUUGUAGGUGCGGUCAACGAGCCCCAAGUAUUGCCCAAUCCGGUUGUAGCUGGAUCGACCGCCGCCACAGGUGUAUUGAAUCAACAGGCUCAAACUGUUUACUAUCCAAUGCCCGCAGCUGGAGGACGUCCUAUGGCAGUUUUACCUCCACCCCCUGGUGCUGCUCCUGUCCCUAUGGCUGCAAAUUUCGCUAAUACUACUGCUGCAGGUGUUGCUCCUCAAGCGGUCCCAGCCGCUGGUGUUACUCAACUCAACGGAGUUGUUGCUCAUGAAGAACUCAUAACCAACAUACAACAACCCACUGUCGCUCAACAACCACAACUGGCCGCCGCCAAUCAGACUCCUUCACCGGUUUUGACACCAGCUGCCGGUACUGUUUCGGUUGGUAAUGCUACUGUUCUUGGUGCUCAGACUCCAUCUGGAGUAGCCAGUGUUCCCGUGGCUGUAUCUGCCUCUGCCGCAACUGGCCUGCCCCAAAAUCCAGCAUCAGCGAUACCAAAUUAUCAACAAUCACCUCUUAUGCCAACACAUAUCCUUCAACAACCUCAACAACAGCAGCAACAACAACCCCAGCAACAGUUACCGAAUACACCUUCCCAAAUGCAACAACAGCCACAGACUCUUCUCCAACAAUCGCAAACACCACUAAGCGCCGGCACAAACAUUACCGAUGUUGAAGAUACCACAAUCAACAUGUCGUCAAAUGCUCCUCCCUCUUUAACCGAACAACAACAGCAGCAACAGCAACAACCAUCCCGCCCUAAUACAGCCGCUAAUGUUGUCGCCAGUGGUCAAACAGUCGCUUCCUCAGCAUCAACCGUUCUUGAACCAACUCCCGCUCCCGUUGUUGAAGAUUUCAAGACAAUCAAUGAACAGCAACAACAAGAGAAAUAUGAAGCUGCAAAGCAACAACAACAACAGCAGAAAACAUAUGCCAAUCUCUUUAAGUCAUCUUCCCCCAAUAGCUUUGUAAAGGCCGCCAUGCAACAACAACAGCAAUUGCAACAACAACAUCAGCAACAGCAACAACAACAGCAGCAAAGUGUCGGUAGUAUGUACCAGCAGACUAAUUCUUCGAAUAUUUCAUCAUCAAAUACUUACUCACAAUCGGCCAGUUCAACCAGCUCCACGAUGCCAGUCUAUGGUAAUCGCAAUAACGACAACAGCUCCUCAACAAUGCGUCAGGAUAACAAUAAUAGUCAGGGAAGUGGUGGUCCAUUGCCUCAGCGUUCAAAUGCUAAAGGAUUCAGUAAAGAUUUUGAACAACGCCGAACCAGUAAUACCCAACAAUUUGGAGAUAGUCAACAGUUGUUUUUGGGCAAUAUCCCACAUCAUGCAUCAGAGGAAGAACUAAAAGCACUGUUUAGCCGUUUCGGCCAAGUAGUCGAUUUAAGGAUUCUAUCGAAAGGCAGUGGCAAGUUACCACCUGGGGCUAGAAACCCCUUAAAUUACGGCUUUAUUACCUACAAUGAUGCCGAGGCCGUACAAAAUUGUUUGGCUAAUUGUCCUUUGUAUUUCCCCGAUUCAGCUGAUGGACAAAAAUUGAAUGUUGAAGAAAAGAAACCAAGAACUCGUCCCAACGAUAUGCCACCACGUCAAAGUAUGGGCGGAAGUGGCAUGAACAACAUGAACAAUAACCAACGUAACAUGAGUGGUGGACCACCAUCACGAUCAUUAUCAAACUCUGGCAGUGGAAGUAUGAUGCGUGGUAAUAGUGUGGGUAAUAACACCAACAGUAUGUCACGUGGUGGUUCUAGUAGUGGUGGCUCCGGCGGUCCUCCACGUAUGGGUGGUGCUUUUAAUCGUAAUGAUAAUCGGCCCUCUAAUGGUGGUGGCAGCGGCGGUGGUUCACAAAUGCGCGGUGGAAAUAAUAACUCACAAUCACAGGGUAACAGCUACGGCGUACGACGCUAACCAUUAAUAUUCUUCUAUCAUCCACAAACACCUCCAGCACCACAACCAUCAUUACCACCACCACCCACACAGCAGCAACAACAAGCAGUAACGGCGGCAACAGCAACAACAAAUGUAGUAGCUCGUCCAGCGCUGAAUUGUUAUGCUAACACUACAACAAUUGUAGCUACCGCAACUCCUCAAUAAAAGAAAAACAAAAGCAAAACACUCAAAUUUGGAAACUCUCAAAAACGAAACAAAAAAAGCAAAAAAAAAAAACAGCAACAACAGC